Molecule: messenger RNA, 582 nt
Organism: Aspergillus nomiae NRRL 13137
Lineage: Eukaryota; Fungi; Ascomycota; Eurotiomycetes; Eurotiales; Aspergillaceae
Product: putative metalloproteinase
Exons: 3
Coding region: 1-582 (193 amino acids)
Biological process (GO): proteolysis
Molecular function (GO): metalloendopeptidase activity
Source: RefSeq, a predicted model, not a curated record
AUGCGUUUCUUCCAGACCCUCGUUGCUCUUCCCCUUAUCGCAGGCGCUGUCGCCAGCCCUCUCGAUGCGCGCGCUACCCUCCAAAACUGCAGCCCUGAGGGCAAGCAAAUGAUCGACAACGCACUUGCUCAAGCGGCUCAGAUGGCUCACGCCGGCGCGAACCUCAUCCGCAGCAAUUCCGACUACUCGGGCAACCUCUUCUACAGCUUCUUCAAGACCAACGACGCCCAGUCCCGCAACCGCGGUGUCGUGAGCUACUACUGCACUCCGGAGGGCAUUGACUGCGUUGACAACCACUCCUUCACCAUGACUGCCUACGGCGAGACGGACGGAUACUACGGGCGUAUCCGGACCUGCCCUGCGUACUUCACCAAGUUCCCCGCUUGGUCGAACUCCUGCGGUGUCCUGGAUCAGGCCACCUCCAGCUUGCACGAGAUGGCCCAUACCAAGGGCAUCUUUGGUCCUGAGACGUAUGGCUAUGAUGCUAUUCAUGGUUUGGACACUGCUUCUGCUCUUGAGAAUGCGGAGAGCUAUGCUUUCUUCUCCAAGUCCGCUUACCUCAACUGCGAUAUUCCCUACUAA